UAGAUCGUACACAUUUGAAAAAGAUUCAAAUUAAAAGUAAUAUUUUUUUUAGAAAAAGAUUAUUAAACGCGAGCAGCAAACGGUUAAAAAAGAACGCUUGUAUUCAUAUUUGAGUUCAAAAUUUUGAAAGUCCUGUGACUUUUGCUUACACAACAAGAGGAUAAUUAAGCAACAGAUAAAGUAAAGUGGUUUUUUAUACAAAAAAAAGUGUGAGUGUUGUGCUGGUGUUGUAUGUAUGUUGUAUGACCCUAUCAUAGUUAUUUGCGUGACUUAAUUUCCAUAAUAUUAACAUUUUAUGCUGUAGCCAACAAGCGACAACUUGCUAAGGUGCUAGGUCAGCAAAAUCUAACAACUACAUACAACAAUAAAGUGGUAAAAGAGAAAAACCAAAAAAAGAAAACAAAGAAAAGCAGCAAAAAACAAAAAUGAACAAACUAAAAAAAAAACUAUUAAAACUAUCUAAAUAACUAAUAAUAAAGAGUCAAGCGUUAGGUCAGUCAGUAAGUAAGUCAGUCCAUAGCUAAACGUGUGCCACAGUAAAUAAAAAUCAUUGUCCUUAUUCCAAAUUAUCCUACAGUUCAGGCAUCCAAAACAACAAAACCAAACAACCCCCACUAAUAGUAAUAAUUGUGGUUAACUUCGUUUUAGAAUCUAAGUGAAGUUUUUUUUUUUGCUGAGCCUAAGCACUAGUAGUUGCCCAUGGUGUUGGUGUUGUUGUUGUAGUUGUUGCUGGUGGUUUCCACCUGCUUUUUUGUUGUUGUUGUUGUUGUUGCUGCAUUAGAAAAAUUACCAACAACAACAACAACAGUAACUAAAACUUUAUAAUACAACAAACAAAUAAACAAUACUUUGGUGCUUUUUCAGAAGAACAGACGACGACUGUGUUUUUGCUCUAGCCGCCAAGGAAAUGUCUCGUCAGUCGCGUCUACAGAGUUUUAACGAAAACAGCUAUUCAUGAUUGUCGUAAAUACUAUAAACAAAUAUACAAACAAAUUCAGAAACGAAAAAAACGUCUUCUAGUCCAAAAAAACAGUAUAAACGCGUCCUACGAAGAAACUUUUUUUACAUAAAAAAACAGAAACUUACAACAAAAAAAAUAUUUUUAAAAAUAUAAAACAAAACAAGAACAACAACCCUAACUCUAAGAAAAACAUUUCGUUUAAAUUUAAAUUUAAUUUACAACAAAAAAAUCAUUUUUAAUUUAAAGUAGAAAAAAGAAAAUGCUAAACCAAUAGUGCCUUUUAAAAAACCACAAAAUAAAUUUUCAAGGUGUUCCCAAGAAAAACUUAUACAAAACAUAAAAAAAAUUAAACCUGUUGUUGGGUCUUAUUAUAAAAACAUAAAUAGCAAAAAAAGAGUUUUUUUUUUAAAUUGACCCAUAUUCUUUUAACACAAAAUUGCAGACAAAACUAUAAUUAAUACAUAUGGAUUCACAAAACUGAUGUUUAUCAACUUAUUUGAAUUAAAUGCUGCAGAUGAUGAGGUCUAAACUUUUACCCAGAAAAUUAAAUCAAUGCAGCACAGUUGACGACUACGAAUUCGGUGGUGCAUUCAAACAAUAUCCCAAUAAUUUGGCCUCACCCGAUUCUACAAAUACUUUACUACGAUUAACUACAAAUACCAAUAACGAUAUUAACAGUUAUCAUCAUAAUACACAUCAUCAACAACAACAGCAGCAGCAACAACAGCAACACCAUCAUCAUUCUCGUCUUAACGGUUAUAGUCAAAGUAAUUCACCAAAUCGUUCAUUGGGCGGUCUUAUUGAUUCUACAACAUUUACGAAUACCUUAGCUCAUCCACCAGCCCAUAUGGAACAUUUAUUUAGUAGUAAACUACAAGCUGAAAGGCUUCUACUCGAACUGACAAGUUUUCAAGAGUCUAUCUGUGAUUUAAAGCCAAAUGAGAAUGGUAUUGCUUCGGGAGGUAGUGCUGCCAGUGGUGUUAUAGCUAAACAACAUUUAAGAAGAGGCACACGUUUUGGUCCAUUUGCCAUGACGGAGACGACAGAGAAAUCUAAUGCUUGGGAUAUCUUACCCAUCUCUCAUAUACGCAGCCUAUUAGAACCCUCACCUGAAGUUAAGCUGUUAUUAAAGAAAAUUCGCAUUUCUAACAAUUUGGAAGGUGAAAAAGAGGCUAAUUUUAAUAAUUUUUAUGUGGCGGGUUGUCUUUGGUAUGAAUCAAAUCGUGAUAUAGAAGCGGGUGAAGAAAUAAUAAUCGAUGGUCGACCGAAAACUCUUUAUGAUCAACAUGAUUUAUUGGCAAAUGGUGAAAUGCAUAAUGGUUCCUCAAUACAUAGCAGUGAUGAUAGAAGUGAACGUGAUAAUGCCUCAUUUUAUGGUUCGAAUCUAAAUCGUGAAGAGGAUUAUAAAAACAAAGACAAAUCAUCGGAUCAAAUAAAAAGUGAACUAAGUGAUGAUGAAAACGGUUUUGAUAUACGCUGUGAAGUUUGCGAUAAAGUGUUUACAGAACUAGAAGGACUUGACGAUCAUUUGGUGGGAGCUCAUCAUUUUCGUAAAGACGAAUUUUUCUGUGAAUUGUGUUCACAAAGAUUCUGUCAUCGGCCUUUACUGUUAAAACAUAGAGCUUUGCAACACAACGAAAUAAGAAAAUAUCCCUGUGAAAAUUGUACCAAGGUAUUUUGUGAUCCAUCGAAUUUACAGCGACAUAUUCGUAACCACCACAUUGGAGCCAGAAGUCACGCUUGCCCUGAGUGCGGUAAAACAUUUGCUACCUCAUCAGGUCUUAAGCAGCACACGCACAUACACUCCUCCGUUAAACCGUUUCAGUGUGAGGUGUGUUUCAAAGCCUACACACAGUUCUCGAAUUUGUGCCGACACAGGCGCAUGCAUGCCGAUUGUCGCAUGCAGAUAAAGUGUAGCAAGUGUGGUCAAAGUUUUAGUACGGUCACUUCAUUGUCGAAACAUAAAAGAUUUUGUGAUUCUACCAACGUACCACCGGCGGGUGUUGGUUUACCACCCAGUUUACAGCAUUCUUUGCAUCAUCAAGCUCAGCCUCAGACGCCCGCACAAAGUAGAUCCGCUGCAACGGUGAACGGUGCUUUAAGCAACAAUAUGACUACACCACCGAAUCCCUUUUUAUUUUGGCGUUCCACCUUCUUUCCGGCAUUUCCUCCGGCCGCUGCUGCUUUUGGUCUACAGGGUAUGUUUCCUCAGGCGCCCGCUGCCACUCAAACUUCCAAUUUUUCACCCAUGUUCUCAAAACCAACUGUAGACUUUAAGCUACAACAGAUUAGAACCCAACCUCCGGUUAAUACCCUCAAUCAUAAUAACAAUCAUAAAGUCAACACACUGCCUCUAAAUUCUCCCAAAGAGGAUUUGCCGGUAACAGCUAAUCAGGAAGCAUUUGGUUUGUACUUUAACAAAUUUGAACUGGAGCAACAGAAAGUUAAGCUGGAAAUGGAACAAAAAGUUAAACGUGAAAGAAACUCGGCAGAUAGUUAUCAAAGAAAUAACAAGAGAAAUGAUACACAGCGUUAUAACUCCGAUGAUGAGUCUUUGGAAACCAAGGAAAGAACUAUUAAACAUGAAACGAAAAAAGACACAGAGUUGAAAUUGAAAAAAGAAGAAGAUGAGGAGGCUGGUUUAAAGAUAAAUGAUGAUGAUAAGAAAUCCAUUGAUAUUGUCUCGGUUUCACCGCAUCAUGAGGCGGAAGCAAAAAGCUCUUAUACAGAACUGCCUUUGGAUUUAAGUGUUUCACGCAAAAGAAGCAGUAUUGAUUCAAAUUUUAGUCAACAAUCGUCGGAACAAAAGUCUACACGUGAUAAUGAACACAACUCCAGUUUAAAUAUAAGAGAAAUCAGUCCUAUUGCCCAUGAGGAACUAAGCAAUACCGAUAGUUAUGAGCAGGUGGCAAAAAAACCGCGAAUUUUUAAUUCCUCAGUUAAUAGCAGUCGUACACCAACCGCCUCACCAGGACCCACACCUUCACCCUCACCACCCUGUAAUGUCAGCAGCACUGCAGGAACACAUGAAAAUAAUUCAGCCUCCUCUCUGCCCACUUGUCCCCGACCCCUACAUCCCAUGCUACUCGAUGAAAUCUAUCGCACACAUGCAUUGGAAUCCACUUUUCCACGUCCGUUCCCUUUUUUAGGACUAAUGGGCGAACGGUCAUCACUCGAGGCCAAUGCAUUACGCGCUAGAGAAGAACAAUUUGUAGCAGAACCCAUGUUUCAUGAGGCCUUGAGAGGUCUGUCGGCGGGUGCUCUACAAGUGGCUCAAUCGGGUAAACUAAAAGAUCGUUAUACUUGCAAAUUUUGUGGCAAAGUUUUUCCCCGAUCUGCCAAUCUAACGAGGCACUUAAGAACCCAUACCGGUGAACAGCCAUAUACCUGUAAAUAUUGUGAUCGUGCUUUUAGCAUUUCCUCUAAUCUACAAAGACAUGUACGCAAUAUACACAAUAAGGAAAGACCUUUCAGAUGUCAUUUAUGUGAUCGUUGCUUUGGUCAACAAACUAAUUUGGAUAGACAUCUCAAGAAACAUGAAUCGGAUACUACAGGUUUGGGUUUAGCCAUCAGCGAUUCACCCAGUUCGAAUGAGGCCGAUCGUGAGGAUUCCUAUUUCGAUGAAAUACGUAAUUUCAUGGAUCGUGUUACCUACAAUGAGGAUUUGUAUACACCCUCUAGUAUAGGCAAUGCCGAGAAUGAUACCGACUAUAAUAACAGCGAUAAUGAACUAUCGGUUUCUAGACCCUCAUCGGCUGAUUUAACUAAUGAACAGCAUAAAGUUUCAGAGGCUAAUGAAAUCUUAGAGGAUGAUUAAUAAAUUUAUAUUUAAACAACAACAAAAAAAACUAACUCAAAAAUUUGUGAACAAAAAAAAAAAACAGUUUCAUUGUUUCCUUUUUUUUCUCUCUCUCUCUCUCUCUCUUUGUAAAAUGUACAGUUAAUCUUAAAUCCAAAAAAAUAAAGAUUUUUUUUCCCAAAUAUAAAUCAUAUAUAGUUGAACCACCAUUGUUAUAAGUAUUCUAAAUUUACCUAGUAAUAUUUUAUAGUCACUUAUGAAAAACAUAAAAUAAUUAUUAAUUAAUUGAAAACAAAAAUA
Lucilia cuprina (Australian sheep blowfly) is the source of this 5060-nucleotide messenger RNA. Its product is annotated as transcription factor hamlet. Gene Ontology annotation, cellular component: nucleus. Gene Ontology annotation, molecular function: RNA polymerase II cis-regulatory region sequence-specific DNA binding; DNA-binding transcription activator activity, RNA polymerase II-specific. Lineage: Eukaryota; Metazoa; Arthropoda; Insecta; Diptera; Calliphoridae. Gene Ontology annotation, biological process: regulation of transcription by RNA polymerase II. The transcript has 8 exons. The record is from RefSeq and is a predicted model, not a curated record. Bases 1467 to 4778 code for a protein of 1103 amino acids.